ACGGGAGCGAGAGAAGUGCGGCUGUGCGGUGGUGUGAGUCGCUUUCUGCGGCCCGGGGGUCGGAGGAAGCUCCGUGAGUCAUUGGCUGGAGAGGAGAGGAGAGGAGAGGAGAGGGAUGCAGCGGGGGCUGGUGAAUGGAUACAGGAACCACGCGGUUGCGCGCCGGCUACCGGCGAGAGCACAGCCCGGCUGCAGCUGAGGGAACACAGCUGAUCCGCUCGCCAUGGACGGCAGGGCAUGUUUGACGUGAGGAUGCAACAUUCACAGGUGUAGUGCUGCUGCUAACGGCCUCAAACGACAUGAAAAAUACGGCUGAGAGAUUUGUGAUUGCUAUAGUGAUCUUCAUAUUGGCCACUCUCCUGAUUAUCUAUAAUUCCGGCAGUGGCAAUGACUCCAUAAAUUAUAAAGGGCAUUUUGUCUACAAUGUUCUGAGUCACGCACCAUCAAGUUUAAAGAAAUGGGUUACAAAAGAUGGUUACCUUCCAGUUUCAGGAAACAAGACAAUGAAGCUCCACUGCAGAUUGUGCGCACUUAUCACAAGUUCCAGCCACUUACUGGGCAGUGAGGUUGGGUCAGAGAUCGACGAGACUGAGUGCACCAUCCGUAUGAAUGAUGCACCUACUACCGGAUACGAGAGGGAUGUCGGGAGUAAAACGACCCUGCGGGUUGUCGCCCACUCCAGUGUUUACCGGGUGAUGAGGAAACCCCAGGAGUUCCUUAACAGAAGCCAGGAAAUGGUCUUUAUCUUCUGGGGGCCUCCUCAAAAAAUGCAGAACAGAAGAGGCAGCACCUACAGACUGAUUCACCGAGUGGGCUCAGCAUUCCCAAACGUCUCCACAUACAUUGUUGCUCCUAAGAGAAUGCAGCAGCUUGAUGAUUUAUUUCAGAGGGAAACUGGGCGAGACAGAAAGAAAUCGCAUUCCUGGCUGAGCACAGGCUGGUUUACCAUGGUGAUUGCCAUCGAACUCUGCGACAGUGUCCAUGUGUAUGGAAUGGUCCCUCCCAGUCACUGCAGGAAGCCUCAGCACAAGCGAAUGCCCUAUCAUUAUUAUGAGCCGAAAGGUCCAGAUGAGUGCAUGACGUUCAUUGGGAAUGAACAGGCCAAGAGGGGGAAUCACCAUCGCUUCAUCACAGAGAAGGACGUGUUUGCUCAGUGGGCAAAGCUGUACAACAUCAUCUUCUCACACCCCAGCUGGUGACCCACACCUGGUACUCUUGAAGCCCUGUCACCCCUGCAUUUCCUGAACUCUGUGUACGUAGCUUAGAAACACAGCCACUCUGGGAUCGAUGCAAACUGGAGCCAACAACCCAUGCUGGCCAUAUUUGGGGGAAUGGUAGGGAUCACAGGGUCGUAAGUAUUGGUGUGGAUGGCUUGGAAGGAGUGAUGGCAGUCGAGGGCAUCGGGCUUACAGCUGGAGUGAAGUAGAGAUGUUUGACCUGAUGACACUGCAGUGCUGUAUAAUCUACUUCUGCAGAUCAGAUUGGUCGCGCCACUCCCCAUCUGGUCUGUGACCUAAUUUGCACAAUGCAAUAUGAGCUCCCACUUUAUUCCAGUGACACCUCCGGUAACUUGGAACCACACAGUGACUCUGCAGAAUGGUGAAUGAACUUUCUCUCAGACAAGGCCUGUGUAAUGUUGCUUCAACCUCUAAUUCUUCAUUUCCAAUAACAAUUCCCAAGUAAUCAAUCUGUUCUUCAUUGGUGUUGAAGAUUCCAUCUGGAAGAAACCUGUAUAAGAGGCACAGAGUUGUAUUAUAACAUAAUUCAAAUAUUCUGUGGCUAUUGGUGUUGGUUUGUGGUGAACUGGGAGAUGAGUUUGGAGUUGCUACUUCAUCUGGAUGCCAAGACCUCCAGGGUUUACUGAUACAUAAGAUCCCCUACAGUGGUUUAGGGAUAAGCCAAACACAACAACAUCAUCUGUUUUAUACUUGGGUUGGGUUUUCACUAACAUUCAAAGUGGGAAGUAUACUCUCCAUGUAGAUUAGUGAGAAACUUCAUUUCUGUCGACCAGAUUCAAUCUGAUAAAUGCUGCCACUCGGCAUAAUCCAAAUGGAAUCCAGAUCCAGCAUAUCUAAAACGCACAUUUUGAGUUCAUUUUUCUGGACUGUUUUAUGAUCGAAAUGGACAUUUUCCAUUAAGCCAGGCCAAUGGGUUCAAGUGUUGUUGCCUGUCCUGACCUUUCCCAUUCCUGCCUGUAUUUUGAUGGGUACUUGCUGAAAACAAUGUCUGCUUGUUGGCUUUGUAGUAAUCGAGAGA
Pristis pectinata (smalltooth sawfish) is the source of this 2256-nucleotide messenger RNA. It is a transcript of the gene st6galnac6, whose product is annotated as ST6 (alpha-N-acetyl-neuraminyl-2,3-beta-galactosyl-1,3)-N-acetylgalactosaminide alpha-2,6-sialyltransferase 6. The record is from RefSeq and is a predicted model, not a curated record. Gene Ontology annotation, molecular function: alpha-N-acetylgalactosaminide alpha-2,6-sialyltransferase activity. Lineage: Eukaryota; Metazoa; Chordata; Chondrichthyes; Rhinopristiformes; Pristidae. Bases 300 to 1199 code for a protein of 299 amino acids. Gene Ontology annotation, biological process: ganglioside biosynthetic process; oligosaccharide metabolic process. The transcript is spliced from 6 exons.